Eremothecium cymbalariae DBVPG#7215 is the source of this 1674-nucleotide messenger RNA. RefSeq lists its product as uncharacterized. Gene Ontology annotation, cellular component: mitochondrion. Gene Ontology annotation, molecular function: fatty acyl-CoA hydrolase activity. The coding region runs from base 1 to 1674 and encodes 557 amino acids. Gene Ontology annotation, biological process: acyl-CoA metabolic process. Lineage: Eukaryota; Fungi; Ascomycota; Saccharomycetes; Saccharomycetales; Saccharomycetaceae. The record is from RefSeq and is a predicted model, not a curated record. The transcript has a single exon.
AUGAGAUUCGUGUUCGGGGGGUCUUGUAGCAGGGGUAUCGGCUCGUUAUCGGUUCUACGUACGGUGAUCGGUGGUGGUAGUUGUCGUAACAGCAGCGGUGGAUAUCUUCUACGUCGUGGAAAGAGCACGCAGAAUUUUAUGAUGGAGAGAAAAAAGAACGGCGGUGGGGACAUGGGCAGGAUCGAAUCGGCGGCCACGCAGCCGGAUGGGCAGGCGACGACAAUGAGUGACGAGUAUGAGUUUUCGCGGGUGGUGCCCAAGGGGGGCGGGACGGCUGCUGCGCCUGGUGACAGCAACUUCAAGGCCACGUGGGUGAACGCGUUGAACGAGCGCAAGCGGCAAUUGGCGCAGGGCAAGAUAAUUGACUCGUAUGUGUACAACAACGUUAAAUCCACGGAGAUAGGGGAGCGGACGCGCCAGGAUUCGUUUUCGUACUUGAUUCUCCGUUUCAAGGAUGAUCCCCUGACGGCGGAUUUUUAUGUGAAUGCGGCCGGUAGGAUUCGUAUGGGGCAGAUUUUCCAGGACCUAGAUGCGCUAGCGGGGUGUAUUGCUUACAAACACACGGCUCCUUCGGAGCCGGUGAUGGUGACGGCAUCGGUGGACCGGAUAUAUUUGUUGAAGCCGUUGGACUCUGUGACGGAUUACAACGUGGUGUUGUCCGGGAGUGUUGUGUGGACUGGGCGAUCGUCUAUGGAGAUUGCUAUCAAGGCGUCGGCGGUUAAAGGGCCUAUUCCGGAUACUGUCAGUGAGGGGAGCUUUCGGGAUGAAGACACGUUUCUGACUGCGUCUUUCACAUUUGUUGCGCGUAAUCCAGAGACGCACAAGUCUCUGGCGAUCAACAAGUUGUUGCCGCUGAACCAGCAAGAGUGGACGGAUUUUAAGCGAGCCGAGUCCCAUAAUGCGGCCAAGAAAUUAAGGGCGAUUGGGGAGAAUUUGAGUAAUACGCCGCCUACGGCGGAGGAGUCUAGUAUGAUCCAUAAGAUGUGGCGGGCGUCGAAGGAGAUUUCCAAGCUGGAAAGCAGGCCCAAGAACGCGGCGUUUAUGCGGGAGACCAAUUUGAAGUCUACGAUGUUUAUGCAGCCGCAGUACCGUAAUCGGCAUUCGUAUAUGAUCUUCGGCGGCUAUUUGAUGCGGCAGACGUUUGAGUUGGCGUAUUGUGCGGCAUCUUCUAUUUCUCAUACGCUGCCUCGUUUUGUGUCGCUUGACUCCACUACGUUCCGUGCGCCUGUUCCUGUUGGUUCUAUUUUGCAUAUGGAUGCUAGUGUUGUUUACACGGAGCAUCUUCAUGACGGGAGCAGUGCAGCCCAAGCCGGCUCGGGCUCGGGCUCUGGUGCUGCUACGCAGCACCAGCAGCAGAACCCGCUGGCGGCUUUCCAGCCGCCAGCGGUAAACAAGCUGUCCUCGAACAAAGACCACUUUUUGUCGCGUCCUGGCACGUUGAUCCAGGUGAAGGUAGAUACUGUUGUUGAAGAAUUAAACCCGGAGCGGAAAAAUAAGUCCGGGUCGUUUAUCUAUUCUUUUUUCACUCCUUUAGAUGAUGCAGGUACCACUCCUGGUUUUGCAACUGUUGUUCCUGAGACCUAUUCCGAAAUGAUUGAGUAUGUCCAAGGUAGACGACGUGCGAUUGAUACAGCAUCGUAUGCGAUGCGUUUCAAGCGCCAGAGUAAGUUGUAA